AUGCUUCUCUUUGCGAAGAUAGCGAUGGCGGUAGCCGCUACUGUCAGCACCCUCGUCGGCGUCUGGCGGGUGGCUGAAGUCCUAGAAUUGCAACCUAACCUCACCCUUCCUGACGCUCAGUCUUACUUCGACAUGGUUAGAUUUGGGUUUGCAAAGCCAUUUUUCGGUAUGGACAAGACUGGCGACGCAGCCACAACUUUCAUUGUCCCCGAUUCAGUUACUGUCGAAACAAAUGUCACAGUUCCCCGCGCCAUCCCCUACUCCUGCCUCUCUUUCGAUCUUCCGGCAAUGUUCUGGGCACAAGCAUGCUCUUCCCAGGCUGAUCCUUCACUGGAAAUACUCUACCCGAACCCCGAUGAAGAAGCUGCCUCUUAUCAUCAGUUCGUCCUGGAGAAGCUAGCCACAUUCAAUACCAUGCUCGAUUACCUCUUCUCCCUCGUUGAAGAGCCUCCAACUUCAGCUUUGAGCAGCUUGGGUUUCGGCUUGGUUGCUCUCUUUAUACUCGGUGUUGUCUUUGUCCUUGGGAGUGUUUUGUACUGGGGUCUCUUCUUCGUCGAUCUGAGAGGCUACAGCGCUCUGGCAACCCCAGAUCAUUUUCCGAACGUCACCGAGCUUGCACUCUCUGAUCCAGAUGCCGAUGACAAUGACGCUCUUUCGGUUGUUUCAGAUAUUGUGCAGUCCAUGCCCCAGAAUGCUCAGCUGCAAGACGAAGAGCAAUGCUUAGGGUGGGAAAUGCUUGCAUAUGCCACCGAGAUAUCACAAGCUCAUGCGGACAUUGUGAGAGAAGACCUUCGCCAUGCAAUCACGAAAUCCGUCCAGGACAACAAGUCUGAAAUUGGCCGCGCGAUUACUCAGCAACACAAACUCGAACAACAGCUUCGUACAGGCUUAGAGAACGUGCUCGAGGGAAAUGAAACCAACAUUAGGAUGCUAAAGAAGGAUCUGACAGCAAUCCGGUCCAAGCUCGACUCAUCGACUGCCAAGUGGGACAACAAACUCAGAGCAACCGACGAUCUGAUUACCAAUCUCGACACAAAGAUCAAUUCGAAACCGAAUCAUGACACCGUUUCGAAGCUUGAGACUAAGUUGACGAAAGCUAUGGCUGCUUCAUCGACUUCCGUUCAAUCAGAACUCAAGGCACUUAAGAGGGUUGAAACCUCUGUUUCCCACCAGGAUACAAGCAUUGCCAACGUCAUGAAAGACUUUAAUGCACUAAAGUCCACUGUUCAAACACUUGCGCAGUGUUCUACCAAACAGCAUCAAGAGAAUGCAAAUCUGCUGCAACAACUUCAGAAAGAGCGUAAACAUUUGGCUGAAGUCACAAAGGUAUUGGAGGAAGAAAAUCAGCGAACUGCUGAGGCCACAACCGAAAUCUCGACCAGAAUUGAGCAGCUGGAAACUAGUCUGGAGUCCAAGACGCAGGCCAUCGGUGCUCAACUUGGAGAACAGCAAGGACAGCUGAAGGAGGUGCAAAAAGAGGUCGAGUCACAAGCGGCCGGCAUUGUUACCACCAAGAAGCUGGCCAACUCGAAGGCGGACGCAGCUCAUGUCAAGGAGCUUGAAAACAAGUUCUCUGGCUAUGUUAAAAAUCACCUCUUCGCCAAUCUCUCGAAAGAGGUUACGGACGUCUCUGCCAAGGUCGACUCUACUUUUCGAGACGUUCGAGACGUUCAAGGGCCGAUGGAGCGAAAGAUUUCCAAGGUGGCUGAAGACGUCACAAAUCUCCAGCAUGCUUUGAACGAAGUUGUACCGCUCAAAUCUCAAGUUGCUAACAAGGUCGACAAGGACAUAUUGACAGCCGCCGAGGAAAGCAUGAAGGCUGACCUCUUGGCCCUAUCUAAAGAGCUCCGAAGCGAGGCGGAUACCGUCAAAAGCCAACUUGCUUCAAAGGCUGAUGCAGAGAGCCUUCACAAAUUGAAUGAGACGAUCAGCGUGGCUCAGUCCGAGCUGAAGUCCAUCAGAGAUGACUUCUCUACCAAGAUUGCCAUCGGACAAGUUACCGAGUUGAAGAAUUCACGCCGACCGAUUGGGCCAGCUGCGCCAAAAUUUCCAGAAUCUUCUCCAUCAUCUGGUAUGGAAGCAUCCAAAUGGGUUAGUCCUCAAAAUAAUCCUCCAUCCGGUUCUUCAGUGGACGUCAAAGCUUCUCGAUCAGCUGGCGUCGAAGCAUCCAAAUGGGCCAGUCCUCGAAAUGAUGCCCAAUCCGGUUCUUCAGUAGACGUCAAAGCUUCUCAAUCAGCUGGCAUCGAAGCAUCCAAAUGGGCUAGUCCUCGAAAUGAUCCUCAGUCCAGUUCUUCAGCAGUCGUCAAACCUUCUCGAUCAGCCGGCAUGGAAGCAUCCAGAUGGGCCAGUUCUCCAAACGAUCCACAAGCUAGAUCAUCAGAUGACGCCAGAUCAAAGUGGCAAGGUCCCCAAGCAGCUCAAGAGACGAAAUCUUCGACGCCUGAUGCGCCCGCUACACCUGCAAAGGUCGAUGACUCUGCCUCAAACCAAUCCAAGAGGGAAGACGGACCUGGGUUUUCCCCGGCAAGCGCCACGACCGAUUCCUCAAAGCAGCUAAUGGCAUCUCGGUGGAGUACUGCGCCAGAAUCAGCGGGAGCACUGCCCAUCGAAACCCCCAGUGCUGGCAAUUCGGCUGUCGAAACAUCACAGACUCCGACCGCGCCCAAGGCCAUGCAAGCAGCCACAGCAGCUCGUCCUCAACCAAAGCCAUUCAAGCAACGAAAGUACGACUACAACAACGGACCAGGGCCGAAUGGUGGUCAAAGGAGGAUGACGCCCCAGACUCAAGCGCACAACCGAAAGAGACGGGUGCAAAACGAUAUCAAAUGCGCCCUGUCUCGCUUUACACCCGCACAAAAGGCGCAUGCGAGGUCUUGCCAGGAUCCGGUCGGGAGACACUUCGCCGAGGGCUCUGCGUGGACGUGGCUCAAUCCAAUCCUCGAGCGAAACUAUCGACACUACCAAGUGCGUCCACCGCCGGGAUGGGUCGCGCCGUCGGGGCCUCCACUGCAGCAAACCCUUCCCUCAUCCACCCAAGAAGGAGAGGACACAUCAGAUGCGGAUGAAGAAUUCUAUGAUGCGGAUGAGAAUUUCGAGCACGAAGCACAGACUCCCCGAGAAAACGAGCAGCCAUCCGACGCGAUGUAA
Molecule: messenger RNA, 3147 nt
Organism: Endocarpon pusillum Z07020
Lineage: Eukaryota; Fungi; Ascomycota; Eurotiomycetes; Verrucariales; Verrucariaceae
Exons: 2
Coding region: 1-3147 (1048 amino acids)
Cellular component (GO): type III intermediate filament
Source: RefSeq, a predicted model, not a curated record